AUGGUAAUCAUCGAGAUCAUCGAUCUUUCGCACAUGCGCCCUGCUGCCGACCCUGGAGAUGGUAAUCAUCGAGAUCCAAUUCGCCCAAGUAGCCGUUUCAUUCACUAUAAGUACGUGCAUAGCUUCUUGGUUUCCCAUGCAGCUUCCAUGGCCACUCCUUCCCACUCUCUCCUCCAUGCAUGGCUUCUUCUCUUCUUCACCGUCUAUCUUGUGCCAUCGGCACUAGCCGCUCGGUCCACCUAUAUUGUCCACAUGGACAAAUCAGCCAUGCCCAAAGCAUAUGCCAAUCACCACCAUUGGUAUUCGGCCACCAUCAAAUCUCUGAGUCCCGCUACUGCAGGGGAUCAUGAACAGAGGCUUGUUUAUGUAUAUGAUAAUGCCAUCCAUGGUUUCAGCGCCGUCCUCUCUCCCGAGGAAUUAGAAGCUCUCAGGCAAUCACCAGGCUUCGUAUCUGCAUACAAAGACUCGACAGUCACAAUGGACACAACCCACACAUACGAAUUCCUCUCUCUCAAUCCAUACAUCGGGCUAUGGCCUUCAUCUGAUUACGGCAAAGAUGUCAUUGUUGGAGUGAUCGACACUGGUGUCUGGCCAGAAAGCGAUAGCUUCAAAGAUUUCGGAAUGACCAAAAUUCCAGCAAAGUGGAAGGGAGAAUGCGUGCCAGGAGAAGCCUUCAAUACUUCCAUGUGCAACCGCAAGCUCAUCGGCGCACGCUACUUUAACAAGGGCUUGAUCGCAAACAACCCCGGUUUGAACAUCUCCAUGAACUCAACGAGGGACACAUAUGGGCAUGGGACCCACACAUCAUCAACGGCUGCUGGGAACUACGUUCCAGGUGCAUCGUAUUUUGGUUAUGCCAAGGGAACUGCAACUGGUGUUGCUCCUCGUGCUAGGGUGGCCAUGUAUAAGGUCACCUGGGACGAAGGAGGCUACAAGUCGGACAUCCUCGCAGGAAUGGACCAAGCGAUUGCAGACGGAGUAGACGUGAUAUCGAUCUCGAUGGGCUUUAAUCACGCUCCCAUGUAUGAAGAUCCUGUCGCCAUUGGGUCAUUCGCAGCCAUGGAGAAGGGCAUACUAGUCUCAUCUUCGGCAGGCAACGACGGUCCAUCCCUUGGAACCCUACACAAUGGAAUUCCAUGGCAAUUGACUGUUGGGGCGGGCAGUAUUGACCGAGAAUUCGUCGGAACGUUGACUCUCGGCAAUGGGUUGACCAUCAUCGGUCGAACUCUAUUUCCCGCCAAUGCAUGGCUGGUGGAUAUGCCAUUGGUCUACAAUGAGACCUUCAAAGCAUGCAAUUCAUCCUCAUUGUUGUCACAGGCCGAAGGUUCCAUUGUGGUGUGUGAAAACAGCAGUUCGGUCUACUCUCAAAUCUCUGAGGUUUCUCAGUCAAACCUCACGGGAGCGAUAUUUAUAUCUGAUGAUGAGCGAUUUGGGUCUUCUUCUUUCCCAGGAAUCGUAAUUAAACUGACUGACAGCAAGAAACUCAUAUCAUAUGUGGAGAAUGAUGAUAAUCCAACGGUAUCAUUGAAAUUCCAACAGACCAUUGUUGGGACGAAGCCUGCCCCGUAUGUCGCCGCGUAUACUUCUAGAGGUCCUUCAUGGAGUUAUCCUGGUAUAUUGAAGCCGGAUAUCCUCGCCCCUGGUUCAAGAGUGUUGGCAGCUUGGCCCUCGAAUGCACCAGCGGCAUUGAUUAGGCCUCGUUUAAUCUUGUCGAGUGACUACGUCCUCCUCUCCGGGACAUCUAUGGCUUGCCCACAUGCAUCUGGAGUAGCUGCAUUGUUGAAGGGGGCCCACCCUGAUUGGAGCCCAGCUGCAAUCCGAUCUGCCAUGAUGACCACAGCAUGUCCACUUGAUAACACUCACAAUCCAAUCUUAGAUAGCGGGAAUUUCUAUGAACCAGCCACUCCGCUCGCCAUGGGGUCUGGCCACAUUGACCCUAACAAGGCACUGAACCCGGGCCUUGUCUACGACGUGGAUGAACAAGACUACAUUAAUCUCCUUUGCACAAUGAAUUAUACCACUGAGCAGAUCUUAACAAUCACUAGAAAUUCUUACCAAUGCUCGAAACCAUCAUCUGAUCUCAAUUACCCAUCUUUCAUUGCUUUGUUUGGUAACAGUUCUUCACAGACCCAACAAUUUCAAAGGACGGUGACCAAUGUCGGAGACGGUGCAUCAACUUACAAGGCUGAGUUGUCUGUUCAGGCAAAUGGGUACUUUGUUAGCGUCCAGCCCGAUACACUUGUGUUUGGAAAGAAGUAUGAGAAGCUAAGCUUUACUUUGACUGUGAAGGACAGUCCUGAGAGGAAAGGGGAAAUUUCAUAUGGAUAUCUUACAUGGGUGGAUGAUGGGAAGAAGCAUACAGUGAGCAGUCCUAUAGUAAUUCCCAACUUUCAAUAUGGGCUGUUAAUCUUACAUGCAUUGCUUCUCCUCACCAUUCUGAUCAUGUCCACAUCAGCUCAACGGUCCACGUACAUCGUCCACAUGGACAUGUCGGCCAUGCCCAAGGCCUUCUCUAGCCACCAUCAUUGGUACACCGCCACCCUCGACUCCUUAGCUGUGGGCACCGAUGUGGCCCACCCAAUAAUUCUCUAUGCAUACGAUCAUGCCAUCCAUGGCUUCAGUUCCACCCUCUCACCAGCUGAGCUACAUUCUCUGCAACGUUCAUCAGGAUUCAUCACCGCCCUCCCAGAUACACAGGUCCAAGCUCAUACCACUCACACUUACGAAUUCCUCUCACUCAAUCACGAUUCCGGCCUGUGGCCCGCAUCAAAUUACGGUGAGGAUGUCAUAAUCGGCGUUGUGGAUACUGGAAUCUGGCCAGAGAGUGAUAGCUUCAGUGAUGAUGGGAUGACGAAUGUUCCUUCAAGAUGGAAAGGAGAGUGUGUGGUGGGUGAUGCUUUCAAUUCAUCAAUGUGCAACGAUAAGCUCGUCGGAGAUCGCUUCUUCAACAAAGGUCUCAUCGCAAACAUUCCCAGCAUUCACAUCGCCGUCCACUCUUCAAGAGAUACUGAUGGUCAUGGCACACAUACAUCAUCAACUGCUGCAGGCAACUAUGCUGAAGGUGCAUCAUUUUUCGGAUAUGGUUUGGGCACUGCAAGAGGAAUGGCCCCACGAGCAAAGGUUGCAAUGUACAAGGCUCUCUGGGAUGGACUAGACUAUGCUUCUGAUGUCCUUGCUGCAAUCGAUCAAGCAAUUUCUGAUGGCGUUGAUGUCAUUUCUCUUUCAUUGGGCUUUGGUAUACUUCCUCUCCAUCAAGAUUCUAUUGCGAUUGCAUCGUUUGCAGCCAUGGAAAAGGGUGUAUUUGUGUCCACUUCGGCAGGGAAUAGUGGGCCACAACUCUCAACAGUUCAAAAUGGCGCUCCUUGGUGAUUAUCAGUUGGUGCCAGUGCUGUCGACCGUAGAUUCGCCGGGACAAUGAUACUAGGCAAUGGUGCAACGGCACUCAACCUAGGCCUUGUCUAUGACGCCCAUGCACAAGACUAUGUGAACUUCCUUUGCACGAUGAAUUACACCAAGGAGGAGAUUGCAACGAUCACUCGGUCUACGUCUAAUGAUUGUUCACAUCCAUCGUCCGAUCUCAACUAUCCAUCGUUUAUCAUUGUAUCCAAUAAAAAUUCGACUUCUUCGGCAUCUGAUAAGAUUGUCAGAGAGUUUCAACGGACGGUGACCUUCGUCGGAGAUGGCCCAUCAACUUACAAGGCCAAACUGGAGCAAAUGGCUGGAUUUUCAAUCAGCAUCACACCAGAUAUGUUGGUAUUUCAAGAGAAGUAUGAGAAACUGAACUAACUGGUUGUAGAAGGGAACUUAGAAGGGGUUUGGGUGGUCUCCUAUGGGGCCCUCAUAUGGGUGAAUGAUGGUGAAAAGCAUACAGUGAGGAGCCCCAUAGUGGCUGCACUUCUAGCCUAA
Molecule: messenger RNA, 3906 nt
Organism: Magnolia sinica
Lineage: Eukaryota; Viridiplantae; Streptophyta; Magnoliopsida; Magnoliales; Magnoliaceae
Product: subtilisin-like protease SBT3
Biological process (GO): proteolysis
Molecular function (GO): serine-type endopeptidase activity
Source: RefSeq, a predicted model, not a curated record